Spathaspora passalidarum NRRL Y-27907 is the source of this 695-nucleotide messenger RNA. RefSeq lists its product as uncharacterized. Gene Ontology annotation, cellular component: Ino80 complex. The transcript has a single exon. Gene Ontology annotation, biological process: chromatin remodeling. NCBI's taxonomy places the organism in Eukaryota, Fungi, Ascomycota, Pichiomycetes, Serinales, Debaryomycetaceae. The coding region runs from base 125 to 655 and encodes 176 amino acids. The record is from RefSeq and is a predicted model, not a curated record.
AAACAAACAUACAAACAUACAGUCAAACAAUCAAUCAAUAAACAUCAAUCAAUCCUGGUAAUAUCAUCUAAUACCCCCCCACACACACGUAAUAUAAUAUAACAUAAUAUAAUAUAAUAGUGAAAUGGCACCACCAAAGAGAUACUGGGUCAAACUAAAGGUGCCCGCCAGCACCCUCUCCAAGCUUCCCGAUUUCCCCACUCCCAUAUCCAAAUCACGACUCAAGAAAAUCGCCGCUGAGGAAAGACGAGCCGGCGGCCAUUCCCACUCCCUCUCCCCGCUGGAACGGUCCUCCCCUGCCCCAGAAGAGACAGCCAGCAGGAUCAAUCCUGCCAGUUUGAACAAUUUGGUUCCUGGUGGUGGUAGCAACAGCACCAGCGGCGCCAUCAGUCAAUUCAAAAUCAACCAGGGAUUAAAAGAGCUGAGCACUUCUGGAUUAACUAUGAAUAGCAUAACCAGUGGUCUUUACGCUUUGGACAAGCUGGGCAAACCAGUAAGGAAAUGGAUCAAAAAACCACGAGAGUUUAAGACGUUUAGUGGAUUCAAGGUGAGGUAUGUAAGUUACCAACAUAAAGACGGAAAGAAGGAAAAGAAGGAGAAGGAAACUAAAGUUGAACCUGAGUCAGUCACUCCCGAAGUCAAACUGGAAGCGUAGUCUAUAUAAGUGUAUAUUAAUAGAAGAUGUUUGAUUAUGU